UUAGGUGAUGCUGCAGCCAAGAUGGCGCUGGCGGCGGCCGCGGCGGCCUGAGCGUCAUGCUCCGGGCUUUCGGCGGCGGCUGCGGCGGCUGUGGCCUCGGCCAGGGCCUUGAGUCUCUCCCGAGAGUGAGCUCUCCGGCGCCUCUCCUCCGGCCCGGUGAGGCGGGACCCAGAGGAGACCGCCGCGAAGAGAGGAGGCUGUGAGGAGCGGCGAGAGAGCGGCGCUCGAGCCGGGCAGGCACCAUGGCUGGGAUCAUUAAGAAACAGAUCCUGAAGCACCUCUCCAGAUUCACCAAAAACUUAUCUCCUGACAAAAUAAACCUAAGCACCCUUAAAGGAGAAGGUGAACUGAAGAACCUGGAACUGGAUGAGGAGGUGCUCCAGAACAUGCUGGAUUUGCCCACCUGGCUGGCCAUCAACAAAGUGUUUUGUAAUAAAGCAUCCAUCAGGAUUCCGUGGACAAAGCUGAAAACACACCCCAUCUGUUUGUCCCUAGAUAAAGUAGUAAUGGAGAUGAGUACUUGUGAAGAGCCACGAGCCCCUAAUGGUCCAUCCCCGAUUGCAACUGCUUCAGGACAGAGUGAGUACGGCUUUGCUGAGAAGGUUGUCGAGGGGAUUACUGUUUCUGUCAAUUCUAUCGUCAUCAGAAUUGGAGCAAAAGCUUUCAAUGCCUCCUUUGAACUUUCUCAGCUCCGUAUCUAUAGUGUCAACGCACAGUGGGAACACGGAGACUUGAGAUUUACUCGGAUUCAAGAUCCACAGAGGGGAGAGGUUUUGACAUUUAAAGAAAUAAAUUGGCAGAUGAUUCGAAUUGAGGCAGAUGCUACCCAGAGUUCACAUCUUGAAAUUAUGUGUGCUCCUGUUCGCUUAAUAACCAAUCAGUCAAAAAUCCGAGUCACCCUUAAAAGAAGAUUAAAAGACUGCAAUGUCAUUGCAACAAAGCUAGUUCUAAUCCUGGAUGACUUGUUAUGGGUUUUAACGGAUUCCCAGUUGAAGGCGAUGGUGCAGUAUGCAAAGUCUCUUAGUGAGGCCAUAGAAAAAUCAACAGAACAGAGGAAGAGCAUGGCUCCUGAACCUGCUCAGAGCUCUACAAUCACUUCAUCUGCACAGCACGUCAAGACCCCGCAGGCCGCCAAUGCUCCUGACCUCGGCGAUGCAAUUGUGAAAUUGUUCAAUGACUUUGAUGUGAAGGAAACCUCCCAUCAUCUAGUGAUUUCCCAUCUAGAUCUACAUAUCUGUGAUGAUAUCCAUGCAAAAGAAAAAGAGUCGAGCAGACGUAUUAGUGGAGGGGCUAUGCAACUCUCUUUCACACAGCUGACCGUAGAUUAUUAUCCUUAUCAUAAAGCAGGAGAUAGCUGCAGUCACUGGAUGUAUUUUAGUGAUGCAACUAAAACAAAAAUCGGAUGGGCCAACGAGUUGCUGCAUGAGUUCGAAUGCAACGUUGAAAUGCUUACGCAGGCGAUGAAGGACCAUAAUUUAGGUUCACCUCCUAAAUCCCCGACACACGCCUCUCCCCAGCACACACAAACAGAGAAAGACUCAACUCUGAAAGGGACUCCCAGAACACCUUCAGUGUCAUCUCAACCAUCCAAAGCUAAGCUCAUGUCUAGUUCUGUAGUUGUUAGGCUUGCAGAUUUCAAUAUAUAUCAGGUCUCGACAGCAGAGCAGUGUCGUUCUUCCCCUAAAAGUAUGAUUUCCUGCAAUAAAAAAUCUCUGUAUCUUCCACAAGAAAUGUCAGCUAUCUAUAUAGAAUUCACAGAGUACUACUACCCAGAUGGGAAGGAUUUUCCAAUUCCGUCUCCCAACCUGUAUAGCCAGCUGAACGCUUUACAGUUUACUGUAGAUGAAAGAAGCAUUCUAUGGUUAAACCAGUUUAUACUGGAUUUAAAACAGAGUCUUAAUCAGUUCAUGGCUGUGUACAAGUUGAAUGACAGUUCAAAAUCUGAUGAGCAUGUUGACAUUCGAGUUGAUGGCUUAAUGCUAAAGUUUGUCAUUCCUUCUGAAGUGAAGCCCGGCUGCCAUCGAGAUCAGCCCCACACAGUGUCUAUUCAGAGUUCCGAAAUGAUAGCCACCAACACGAGGCACUGUCCUAACUGCCGGCACUCUGAUUUAGAAGCUUUGUUUCAAGACUUUAAAGAUAUUGACUUUUUUAGCAAAACUUAUACUAGAUUCCCCAAAUCCUGUGACAGUUUUAAUCUUCUACAUCCGAUCUUCCAGAGACAUGCCCACGAACAAGAUACCAAAAUGCAUGAGGUUUAUAAAGGGAAUAUUAUCCCCAAGUUGAAUAAAAACACUCUUAAACCGUCUGCUGCCACCGACGUGUGGGCGGUGCACUUUUCCCAGUUUUGGAUAGACUAUGAAGGGAUGAAAAGCGGGAAGGGGCGGCCAGUAAGCUUUGUGGAUGCUUUCCCUCUGUCUGUCUGGAUUUGCCAGCCAACAAGAUACGCAGAGUUACAGAAAGAGUUCCAGACCUGUGAUCAAGUGACCCUUAAUACCUCACAGAGUGAAUCCAGUGAUCUUGCUGGCCGAAUGAAGAGGAAGAAACUCUUGAAGGAAUAUUACAGUACAGAGUCUGAGUCUUUGACAAAUGGUGGUCAGAGACCUCCAUCGGAUGCAUUCCUAAGGUUUUCCUCUCCGUCUUCAGAUGCGGAUGUUCACGUCCUGGUCCGUGUUCAUAAACAUGUCAGUAUGCAGAUCAACCACUACCAGUAUCUGCUGCUGCUUUUCAUACAUGAGUCUCUCGUUCUGCUUUCGGAUACCUUGCGGAAGGAUGUAGAAGCCGUGACUGGCAGCCCUGCUACCCAAACUUCCGUCUGCGUUGGCGUUUUACUUCGGAGUGCGGAGCUUGCUCUGCUGCUUCAUCCGGUGAAUCACACGAGCGCUCUGCGCUCUCCCGCUUCUGAGAGCGGGAGCCCGCUGUUGCCUGACUACCUGCCAGCAGAAAAUGGGGGGAUUUUGUCUUCAAAGAGAAAACAAGGUGGUAGUGGUGUACAUCGGAUUAGAAAUGCUACUCUCAGCCAUAUGUCAGACAAUAGGUCAAUGAGUGUUGACCUUAGCCACGCCCCUUUAAAGGAUCCUUUGCUUUUUAAGUCAGCCAGUGACACAAACCUGCAAAAAGGCACUUCUUUUCUAGACUAUUUAUCAGACAAACACUUAGGGAAAAUAAGUGAGGAUGAGAGUAGUGGGCUCGUUUACAAGAGUGGCGCCGGAGAAAUGGCCUCAGAGGUGAGUCACACAAAGGGUGUGGCUUGCACAGACUCAGAUAGUGUCUCAGACUACAGAGAGGACUCGGCUACGAUUUCCCUGGAUAACGAUGCCAAUCAGAUCACACGUUCAAAUGCUGCAGCUCGUAAGGGAAAUGAGACCAUACGCUCCAUCUUCAAGGCUGAAGAUUUCCCUCCAGAAACAGCUUCCCUCUCCGAGAGCCUGGAGAAUAGUAAAGAAGAGGCCCCCACAGCCAGAGCACUUAAAUCCCAGCCACCUUUAAGUGUUAAAUCUAAGGAACAUUGCCCACCCACCCCAGCUCCACUCUCUGUUUCCUACAAGAACAUGAAAAGGAGCGCCUCGCAGAUCUCCUUGGAUACCGUCUCCCUGGACAGCGUGGGAUUCGAAGAGCAGCUGGAGAGUGACGGAAGCGAUAGCCACGUGUUGCUGGGGAGAGCAAUUAAAAGGAACUCAAGUACAAGUUGCCAGAGCCCGGCAGAGAGUGGGAACAUUAAUGCAAACAUGCAGAAUUGUGGGGAAGCCUCUCCAGAUGCUGUCAGCACCACCUCAGAGGGCACACAGGAACUCCGCGAUGAUCUGAUGUCGGUCGUGGUGUUUAAAAUCAUUGGUGUUAGUGGGGAAAUUGAUAUCCGAGGGGAAGAUACAGAAGUCUGUCUUCAGGUGAACCAGGUGACGCCAAGUCAGUUAGGCAACGUCAGUCUGCGGCAUUACCUCAGUAACCGUCCAAUUGGUUCUGACCAGAAAGCUAUAAUUCAUCCCAAAUCCUCUCCUGAGAUUUCUCUGAGGUUUGAAAGUGGGCCAGGUGCUGUCGUACACUCUCUGCUUGCAGAAAAAAAUGGAUUCCUCCAAUGCCACAUAGAGAACUUUACUACGGAGUUCCUCACCUCUUCCCUUGUGAACCUUCAGCACUUCCUGGAGGAUGACACUGUUGCGACAGCCAUGCCAAUGAAGAUACAAGUGUCCAACACACAGAUAAACGUGACAGAUGACAGUCCCCGGGGUAGCACAGUGUCCCUCCAGCCAAGUCCCGUAACUGUGCACAUCGAUCAUCUCGUGGUGGAGAGGAAUGACGACGGUUCUUUCCACAUCAGAGAUUCUCAGCUGUUUAACACCGGGACUGAUUUCAAAGACAGUGCCAGCAGCAAUUCAGAGGUACGGACCAGGGGGACGUGUGACGUCAGGAAGCAAAGCAGUGUCACCCAAGCCACCCAGACGAGCCCAGAGGUUCCUUUGCCUUCACAGUCAGCUACCUUUCCUGAGGGCUCGGUUGACAUUACACGGGAACAGCUCAUGGAGGAAAACGAGUGUCUUAGGCAAGAGCUGGCUCAGGCUAGGAUGGAGCUGGCGGAGGCUCACUCGGCCAGAGACGAGCUUCUCCACCAGAUGAAGAGGCUGGCCCUGGGCCAGCUGCAGCGGCCGUGAGAGCGUGGGCAUGUUUCAAAUGCGGAUGUAACCAGUUGGUGGGAGGUUUUCCUUUACAUGAAAUAAAGCGUGUGGUAAAGUGUGGCUGUUCCAGACCCUGUGGAGGAAACCUUGGCUGCAAGUGGCACAGUCAGCUGGGUGGCCCCGUGAAGGCUGUGCACACUGUAACACAGUUCCAUGCCCAGUGAAAAACGCCCGCUCCUAACUUCAGUGUCUCGUCCCAAGCAUUUUUAAAAGAAAAACGAAGACCUGUUGUGCUCAUGCAGACUGCUGAAUUUAUUUCUCCUUGUUAAUAAUUUACUGUUAUUUUCACAUAAAAAACCCCAGAUGCUUUUAGGGCUCAUGUAAAAGAAAAGUAGGAUUACAUUUUAAAUGUUAUUAAAAUUAUGUACUUAAUCUAUAAUUAUUUAAUUGUUGUAAAAAGUCCAAUCAGAUUAAUAAAUUAUAUAAUUACCGAGUUUACAAAUGGAAAACUAUUGACCCUACUGAGCUUAUGAAGUAACUUGAAAAUGUGAAAGGGAAGACACCUUCCGUGAUGGGGGAGGCUUCAUCAGUAAGGCACACAUGUAAUCAAAGCACAAGUGGAAGGGCAUAUGGGCAAGUGACUUAAAGGAUCACCUGUACAUUCCAUCAAAUGUGUGUCACUAGAAGUAAAGAGGCAGUUUAUCUUGCUGUAUUUGGCAGUAUUUGUAACUAUAAAAAUUUUAAUUAAUACUAUUUUAAUAAUUCUUUAUCUUUCCUCUUUAAGGAGAAUGUUUUCUGAGAAUUUGUUUUUCACACACAUAAAAGUUUCAUACCAUUCCUGUACCAUCAUAUUACACACGUUUGCUCAUAUGAAUAUAUAAAGCCAAUUUUGAUUAGAUUUCUGUGAUGUGUCUAUGUGUGUAUAUAUGUGUGUGCGCGCACACACACACACACACACACACACACACAGUCUUCUAUACGAGUCAUUGGUAAAUUUUGAAAUCUAUUUUCUAUGGGGUAAGGUUGGAAACACCAUGAGAGAAUCGUAUGAAAUAAAGUGCACAAGUAUUUUAAGAAACAGGUUUUUGAAGAUAAUAUAUUUCUGAUAGAAUUAAAGUAAGUGGUGUCUAUUUUAAACCUCACAUUCCUCAAUAUAAACAUAUCCAGAUAGGCCAUGAGACAGCUGGACUGUCCUUUCUUUAAGGGACUUGGAAACCAUGGCCCUUGCUGUGACACUCUCGGUGCUUUGCAUGUUGGCCGGAAUUACAGCCAUCUCUCCAUCUGAGGACUUGGCAGCAGUUACAUACUUCAUUACGUCACAUGUUGGAGUGAUUUCAGUUUUAUUGAGAACAGUAUUUACCUCCCUCCUCCCCACAUCGUCUUUUUCUAGUUGACAUCAUUUGAAAAACACAGGCACUCUUUGGGAGCCAACUACAGCCAAGAACAAAUUAACUCGUUCCCUAUUACCUCAGAGUCUUUACACCACACCUGAAAGCCGUGCUUCUUUAGGCUGCUGUAUGUAGCCGUAGAUGAGGUGCGGAGGUCUGGUGAGAGCUUCAGAUGUAUGCCCUGCUAACCAACCUGGGAUGUCUGGUAUGGACGCAGCAAGAGCGAUCUCAGAGGAGGAUGGAUGGGACACGAACUGAGCUGACGCCGUUUCUCAGGACUGACCUGUUCUACAUAAAUAUACACGUUUCCUAUGGAAUAAUGUGAUACUGUUUCAUGUUACUAGACACUGAACGGUUUCCUCAUUCCCUUAAAAUGUAUUCGGCCUUCCCGUGAAAUCUAUAAACAGCAGAACUGAUACACGCCGAGCAUCCCAGAUCCUUUGUUUGUCUGAUUGUUGUUGUUUUUUUCAUAAAAGUACUGUCUUGAUAGUGGUUUAUGAUUCAGGAAACAUCUCCCAAAAUAUUUAGUGUAUUCCCCUAUGGAAUGUGGGUGUGGCUGGGGUGCUGGGAACCUGAGAGGAAGAACCCUCAGUGUUCGUGGUGCUGUGGUUUUGACCUGAAGUGCACCACUAUCUGCUUCAUUUCCGCAUAGCCAUUGGGUUGGAGACUUUGUCAAGGUGGUGGCGAAGGGACGAGUCACUGUCCUGCCUGGUUUUCUUCAAAGAAGACUGUAUUUUUAAAGAUUUCAUUUUUACUUUUUACCGUGUUUAUGUGAGUGUGGGUUUGUGCAUGUGAGUACAGUGCCUGCGGAAGCCAGAAGAGGGUUUCAGGAACCCUGGGAUGGAGUUAGCCGGAAAUGGUGAGCUCCCGUGUGAGAGAGUGUGUGUGUGUGUGUGUGUGUGUGUGUGUGUGUGUGUGUGUGUGUGUGUGUGUGUGGUGUUUAUUUAAGAUAUAGAUGUAUAUUAUACAAACUAAUUGAAAGAUACUAGGACAAUUUUUGUUUCAUUAAAUUAACUUCAUACUAUUUAAUAGAAAAAAAGAGAAGCCUACAGUAAGCA
Rattus norvegicus (Norway rat) is the source of this 7056-nucleotide messenger RNA. It is a transcript of the gene Bltp3b, whose product is annotated as bridge-like lipid transfer protein family member 3B. Gene Ontology annotation, molecular function: protein homodimerization activity; lipid transfer activity; GARP complex binding. Lineage: Eukaryota; Metazoa; Chordata; Mammalia; Rodentia; Muridae. Gene Ontology annotation, biological process: intermembrane lipid transfer; early endosome to Golgi transport. The record is from RefSeq and is marked provisional. Gene Ontology annotation, cellular component: early endosome; cytosol.